AUGGUGGAGGCGGCGCCCGCAGGGCCCGGGCCAUUGCGGAGGACCUUCCUGGUGCCGGAGAUUAAGUCACUGGACCAGUACGACUUCUCGCGGGCUAAGGCGGCGGCCAGCUUGGCGUGGGUGCUGCGGGCCGCGUUCGGGGGCGCAGAUCACGUGCCCCCGGAGCUGUGGGAACCCUUCUACACGGACCAGUAUGCGCAGGAGCAUGUGAAGCCCCCGGUGACGCGGCUGUUGCUCUCGGCUGAGCUUUAUUGCCGGGCCUGGCGCCAGGCGCUGCCUCAGCUCGAAGCGCCCCCUAGUCCCUCGGCGCUGCUGGCGCUGCUGGCACGGAAGGGCGUGGCGCCCGCUCUACCUGAGCGCCCAGUGCGAGAGGCCGACCUGCGGCACCAGCCUAUCCUCAUGAGUGCCCACCUAGCUGUCAUCGAUGCCCUCAUGGUUGCCUUCGCCUUCGAGUGGACGAAGACGCUGACCGGCUCCUUGGCCUUGAGUGGCUUGGAGCAUAAGCUACUCAUCUGGGUGGACUCGACUGUCAGGCGGCUACAGGAAAAGACAGAGCAGGAAGCAGUCCAGCGUGCAUCGCCUGCAGCCCCCACAGACGGGGUGGCCCCAGUGCAGCCGUCGUGCCCCACACGCUGGUACUGGAAGCUGGUUCCUCACGCAAUUGCCUUCUGUUUGAAGGAGUCGGGGAGCAAACCCCCCAUGAUCCGGUACCGCAAGGACCGAGCUGUGGCCCGACGAGCCCCCUGCUUCCCGACGGUGACUGGUCUCCAAGACCUGGCUAGUGGGGCCGCACUGGCUGCCACUAUCCAUUGCUAUUGUCCACAGCUGCUGCGACUUGAGGAGGUCUGCCUCAAGGACCCCAUGUCAGUGGCAGACAGCCUAUAUAACCUCCAGCUGGUGCAGGAUUUCUGCGCCUCCCGCCUCCCACGUGGCUGCCCCCUGUCCCUGGAGGACCUGCUGUAUGUCCCCCCGCCCCUCAAGGUCAAUCUGGUGGUAUUGCUGGCUGAGAUGUUCAUGUGCUUUGAGGUGCUGAAGCCCGACUUUGUGCAUGCUGUGGACCUACCCGACGGGCACGCUGCCUCUCCCCGAGGCACGGAAUCCUCCUCUCCCCAAAACCGCAGUGGCAGCAGUUCUCCUGUCUUCAGUUUCCGCCACCCACUCCUGUCACCUGGUGGCCCCCAGUCCCCACUCCGUGGAUCUACAGGCUCUCUGCAGUCCUCCCCGUCCAUGUCCCACAUGGAGGCCCUGGGCAAGGUCUGGAACCGCCAGCUCAGCCGUCCCCUCUCCCAGGCUGUGUCGUUCAGCACCCCUUUUGGCCUGGACAGCGACGUGGAUGUUGUCAUGGGAGACCCGGUCCUGCUCCGCUCUGUCAGCUCAGACAGCCUGGGGCCCCCCCGCCCUGCACAGGCCCGGUCACCAGCGCCACCCCCCCCAGAGCCUGGAGACCUGCCGACCAUCGAGGAAGCCUUGCAGAUCAUACACAGUGCUGAGCCCCGGCUCCUCCCGGAUGGGGCCGCCGAUGGCAGUUUCUACCUCCACUCCCCAGAGGGGCCCUCAAAACCCCCGCUGACCUCCCCCUAUCCACCUGAGGGGGCCACCAAAACCCCCACCUAUCUGUCUCACCCUGAGAGUCCCUUGAAAUCAUCUUCCUGCCCGGUUAGGGAGGCAUUGAAACCCCCAGCCCUCCAUGAGGGGUCUCCUAAGGCAGUGGCUUCGUCCCCAGCGGCCACCAACUCUGAAGUGAAGAUGACCAGCUUUGCUGAACGCAAGAAGCAGUUGGUGAAGGUGGAGGCGGAUGCUGGUGGGGGCGCCCCAGCGGCCUCCCCGGCAGCCCCCGAGGCCCUGAGCUCAGAGAUGAGCGAGCUUGGUGCCCGACUGGAGGAGAAGCGCCGGGCCAUUGAAGCACAGAAGCGGCGCAUCGAGGCCAUCUUUGCCAAGCACCGCCAGCGCCUUGGCAAGAGCGCCUUUCUGCAGGUGCAGCCGAGGGAGGCGGCUGGCACCACAGUGGACGAGGAUGCUGGAGGGGAGGUGGAGGCUGGCCAGGGCCCUGGUGGGGAGCGACCAGCUGGCGAGGGCCAGGGCGACCCAUCCCCACGCCCCAAGGCAGUGACUUUCUCACCAGAGUUGGGGCCGUUGCCCCCUGAGGGCUUGGGGGACUACAAUCGGGCGGUCAACAAACUCAGUGCUGCGUUGAGCUCGCUGCAGCGAGACAUGCAGAGACUCACGGACCAGCAGCAGCGCCUCUUGGCCCCCCAUGAGGCCCCUGGGCCCUCCUCGCCUCCUGCUGCCUGGGUUAUUCCUGGCCCCACCACAGGCCCCAAAGCCUCAUCCCCCAGCCCCGCUCGCCGGGCCUCAGCCCCCCGUCGCAGCCCUGGACCCGGCCCUAGUCCAGCCCCUCGAAGCCCAAAACAUGCACGACCGGCAGAGCUGAAGCUGGCACCCCUAACGAGGGUGCUCACGGCCCCCAACGAUGUAGACAGCCUCCCUCACCUGCGAAAGUUCUCACCGAGCCAGGUUCCUGUGCAGACUCGCUCCUCCAUCCUCCUGUCUGAGGGGACGCCCCCUGAGGAGCCCGCGGCCCGACCCGGCCUCAUUGAGAUCCCACUGGGCAGCCUGCAGGAGCCUCCCGCUGAGGAUGAGGGAGAUGGGAGCCCUCCUGGUGCUGAGGAUUCCCUGGAGGAAGAGGCAUCUUCGGAAGGAGAGCCCAGGGCUGGGCUCGGGUUUUUCUAUAAGGAUGAAGACAAGCCCGAGGACGAGAUGGCGCAGAAGCGGGCCAGCCUCCUGGAGAGGCAGCAGAAGCGGGCGGAGGAAGCACGGCGGCGGAAGCAGUGGCAGGAGGCGGAGAAGGAGCAGCGGAAGGAGACCGCUGCCCGCCUGGCCCAGGAGGAGGCGACAGCAGCCCUGGCAGCUCCCAUAGUCCCCGUGGCCCGGGCCCCAGGCGAGGAGGAGGUGGGCGCCCGAAGGGGUGAAUUUACUAGGCUGGAAUAUGAGCGCCGAGCCCAGCUGAAGCUGAUGGACGACCUGGACAAGGUGCUGCGGCCCUGGGCAGGGGCCGGGAGGCCGAACCGGGGUGGACGGAGGGCCCCCCGGCCUCGCUCUGGCUGCUGCGAUGAUUCAGCCCUGGCCCGAAGCCCUGCCCGUGGCCUGUUGGGCUCUCGGCUCAGCAAGGUCUACUCCCAGUCCACCCUGUCACUGGCCACGGUGGCCAACGAUGCCCCCAAUAACCUCGGCGUGAAGAGGCCCAUGUCUCGGGCUCCAUCCCCGUCUGGCCUCAUGUCCCCGAGCCGCCUGCCUGGUAGCCGGGAACGUGACUGGGAGAACGGUAGCAACGCCUCAUCCCCGGCCUCGGUGCCGGAGUACACAGGCCCUCGACUCUACAAGGAGCCCAGUGCCAAGUCCAACAAGUCCAUCAUCCAUAACGCCCUUUCACACUGUUGUCUGGCGGGCAAGGUGAACGAACCUCAGAAGAGCCGUAUUCUUGAGGAAAUCGAGAAGAGCAAGGCCAACCACUUCCUGAUCCUCUUCCGCGACUCUAGCUGCCAGUUCCGAGCACUCUACACGCUGUCCGGGGAGACGGAAGAGCUGUCUCGGCUCACAGGCUACGGCCCCAGGACCAUCACGCCCGCCAUGGUUGAGGGCAUCUACAAGUACAACUCGGACCGCAAACGCUUUACUCAGAUCCCCGCCAAGACUAUGUCUAUGAGCGUCGACGCCUUCACCAUCCAGGGGCACCUCUGGCAGAGCAAGAAGCCCACAACUCCUAAGAAAGGUGGCAGCACCCCCAAAUAG
Chrysochloris asiatica (Cape golden mole) is the source of this 3789-nucleotide messenger RNA. It is a transcript of the gene CAMSAP3, whose product is annotated as calmodulin regulated spectrin-associated protein family, member 3. The coding region runs from base 1 to 3789 and encodes 1262 amino acids. The record is from RefSeq and is a predicted model, not a curated record. NCBI's taxonomy places the organism in Eukaryota, Metazoa, Chordata, Mammalia, Afrosoricida, Chrysochloridae. Gene Ontology annotation, cellular component: microtubule minus-end. Gene Ontology annotation, molecular function: calmodulin binding; spectrin binding; microtubule minus-end binding. The transcript is spliced from 19 exons. Gene Ontology annotation, biological process: negative regulation of microtubule depolymerization; neuron projection development; cytoplasmic microtubule organization.